This is a messenger RNA of Striga hermonthica, 208 nucleotides long. NCBI's taxonomy places the organism in Eukaryota, Viridiplantae, Streptophyta, Magnoliopsida, Lamiales, Orobanchaceae. The record is from the annotation of a GenBank genome assembly.
AAAAUUGGGUUCGAGAGCCAUAAAGUGUACAUUUGUUGGCUGUGCCACAAAUAGAAAAGCUUAUAGGCUAUUAGAUUUGGAAUCUAAUGUGAUAAUUGAAUCAAAAGAUGUGGAAUUCUUUGAGAAUUUAUUGAGUAGUUCUCAAGAAUCUACUAAUCUUGAAGAGUCUCAAGAAAAUGGACCAAUGACGGUUGUUGAGAACCCUUUG